UUAUCCAAAAGCUAAACGAAAUUUGUAAUUCGCUUUCUUUUGAUAAGUAUUGAUUGAUUGCGGAUAAGAGUGUAGAGAAGCCAUAAUUUAUCCAAAAGUUAAUCGAAAUUUGUAAUUGGCUUUUUUUUUUAUAAGUAUUGAUUGAUGGGCUGCGGAUGAGAGUGUACAGAGAAGCCACAACAAACAAGCAACAAUGGCGGACCAGACUUCUACGACCCGUAAACCACCGGUGUGCGUCACAGGCGCAAACGGCUUCAUAGGCACGUGGGUGGUCCGAACCCUACUCGACCACGGCUACACCACCAUCCACGCCUCCAUCUUCCCCGGCUCCGACGCCUCCCACCUCCUCAACCUCCCCGGCGCCGCCGGCCGCCUGGUGCUCCACGAGGCCGACAUCCUCGACGCCACCGCCGUCUCGAAGGCGAUAGAGGACUGCAAGGGCGGCGGCGUAUUCCACGUGGCGUCACCAUGCAGCCUGGAGGACCCCAAGGACCCACAGAUGGAGCUGGUGGUUCCCGCCGUACAGGGCACCCUCAACGUCAUCGCCGCAGCCAAGAUUUGCGGCGUCAGGCGGGUGGUCCUGACCUCCUCGAUCUCCGCCAUGGUGCCAAACCCUAAUUGGCCACGGGACAAGGUCUUCGAUGAGUACUCAUGGACCGACCUCGAUUACUGCAGAUCUCGCCAGAAAUGGUACCCCGUCUCAAAGACACUGGCAGAGAAAGGUGCCUGGGAAUUUGCAGAGAAGCAUGGAUUUGAUGUGGUGGCAAUCCAUCCUGCCACGUGUCUUGGUCCUCUCUUGCAACCAGGUUUGAAUGCAAGCUGUGCCGUCCUGCAACAGCUGCUGCAAGGAUCAAAGGAUACCCAGGAAUAUCACUGGUUGGGGGUUGUGCAUGUUAAAGACGUGGCAGAGGCACAAGUUUUGCUCUUUGAGACCCCAACUGCUUCUGGUAGAUACCUUUGCACCAAUGGCAUUUAUCAGUAUGGUGAUUUCGCUGAAAGAGUCUCCAAACUCUUUCUCGAGUUUACUCCAGUUCACAGGUUUGAAGGGAAAACAAAUCCGGGUUUGGUAGCGUGCGAAGACGCUGCAAAGAGAUUGAUUGAUUUGGGACUAGUCUUUACUCCUGUUGAAGAUGCUGUCCGUGACACUGUGGAAAGCCUUAGAGCCAAAGGCUUCUUGCAGCAGAAAUAAUCACAAUCCCAAAUCCGUUUGUCUUUAGAGCUACAAUUUUCACAAAUUUCAUCUUUUCCUUUGUUUAAUUUGGGAUAAUAAUGCAGUGCAACAGAACAUUUAGCAGGAUUAUGUCCAUUUUAUGGUUUGGUAAAUAAAUUUACAAUAAUUUUAUGAAUACAGAACGAUUCAAAGAAAA
Camellia sinensis is the source of this 1367-nucleotide messenger RNA. RefSeq names its product NAD(P)-binding Rossmann-fold superfamily protein. NCBI's taxonomy places the organism in Eukaryota, Viridiplantae, Streptophyta, Magnoliopsida, Ericales, Theaceae. The record is from RefSeq and is a predicted model, not a curated record. Gene Ontology annotation, molecular function: oxidoreductase activity, acting on the CH-OH group of donors, NAD or NADP as acceptor.